This is a messenger RNA of Camponotus floridanus (Florida carpenter ant), 780 nucleotides long. RefSeq lists its product as uncharacterized. The coding region runs from base 1 to 780 and encodes 259 amino acids. NCBI's taxonomy places the organism in Eukaryota, Metazoa, Arthropoda, Insecta, Hymenoptera, Formicidae. The transcript has 3 exons. The record is from RefSeq and is a predicted model, not a curated record.
AUGUUAUAUUGCGGAAUUAUAUUGUAUUUUCUAUUAUUGCAACGAUUGAUAACAUGUUCCAAUGUGACUGAAACUAUAUCAUCUUCGCAAGAUCCCUUGUCAAUAGAGGAAUCUAUCGCUAAAGGGAAGAGUUUUAGGGAGCGAUUUGUUCAGAGCAAGAAUGAAUUCAAGUUUUCAUCGAACAACACAAUUGAGCCAAGUGAUAAAAAUAUCGAACUUUGGAAUGCUGACCAAUUUUUACAAAUCUGGAAUCCAAUUGUUAUUUCGCGAAUUUGGAAGAAUGAGACAUAUCGAGAUGCAGGUAUUUCGUUACCGUGCGGUAAAGAUUUGACUCAUUACAUGAUGGGCAUAUCAAGAAAAACAAAUUGGGCUCUGAAAAUGAUGGACGCGGAUGGCAAGUAUAUAUGGGGUAUAUUUUCGGGUAAUAAAUAUUGGGUUGGAGCUGCAGAUCAAUGUCGCAAAAUGGAAAAGGAAUUUAUAGAAUGGCAACAGGAUAAGAAACUUCAUCAAAAUAAAGAAUUACCGCCUUUCCGCGUCAGCAUGAACUCCAUCAAUCUUAUGCUUGAUAUCCUGAAACCUGGAUUAAAUGAGACACACAAUAUUAUCCUUGGAUUAUGCUUGCCAAUUGUGUGCGAUACAAAAGAUGUCGAGAGACUUUUGUAUUUCGCACAAAAUCAAUCUAGCGUCAAUUUACCGUUACGAAUUACCAUCGAUCACAUACGAAAUCUUUCAAAAGGUUAUACAUUUUGGAAAGAUACGACAUUUUAUAUUUUAUUGUAA